Messenger RNA from Homalodisca vitripennis (glassy-winged sharpshooter), 1646 nucleotides. RefSeq lists its product as uncharacterized. The transcript is spliced from 2 exons. NCBI's taxonomy places the organism in Eukaryota, Metazoa, Arthropoda, Insecta, Hemiptera, Cicadellidae. The record is from RefSeq and is a predicted model, not a curated record. The coding region runs from base 88 to 1323 and encodes 411 amino acids.
CACAAGGCGUCACUCAUGCAUACAUUAGGGACCGUUCAGGGCGAACAACUAGCCUGAGAAAUAUUAUCUAAUUGGAUCGCAGGUGCGAUGGAGAAAAUACCAGAUUGGCUCUGCACAGACUUCUUAACAGAGUGUUUGAAGCACGAAGAGAACAAACAAAACAUAGUAGUGACGAAAUUCGAAGUUUCUCCCGCCAUCCCUCCAGGAGAGCAGUACGCCAGCUGUCCUCUCCGGGUUAAGGUGGAAUAUAAGGAUAACAAGGAGAGUGAUCACCUUCACACCUUGUCUCUCAUCAUCAAAUCAGAAGUGUCUGAAGGGGUAGUGAAGGAGGUGGUUAGCAGUUAUGGUUCUUGCGAGUCUGUGUUUUAUAAGACUUUUCUACCUAAGGCAAAUAUUUUACUGAGGAUAAAUUUUAUACCAAAGAGUAUCUUCUCAACAAAUUCGUCCUUGAUUGUACUUGAGGAUCUGGAGCAAGAAGGAUUUGUGAUGGCUGAUAAAGUGACAGGCUUAGACUUUGAGCACUGCUGCCUGUAUAUGGAGGCUAUGGCCAGUCUGCACGCGGUGGCAUUGGCUCUACACAAGGAAGAUCCUGAACUUGUGGAGUCUUUGGGUAGGGAGAAGAUUUACUUAAAUGGCUUGGUAGGACCUGAAGGUUUCAAAGCGAUGACGGUGAGUGGUUUGAGAUGUCUUGUUGACUACGCUGAGACGUCAGAGACGUUCAACAAAUACGCUGGUCUGAUCCGAGAUAUACUCGGGUCAAUUUGGGAUAUGACUAUAAAGGCAAUCCAUUCCAGCAGAGAGAGCCCUAUAAAGACUCUUAAUCAUGGAGAUCCUUGGACCAACAACUUGAUGUUCAAAUACAACAAUGAAGAUAAACCGAGCGAAAUGAGAUUGUUAGACUUUCAAAUGAUGAGGUAUGGUUCUCCAGCUAACGAUUUGGUAUUUUUUAUUUGGUCGAGUGCAAACGACGAUGUAAGAACUAGCAGGCUUGACGAAUUAUUUCAGGUUUACGUUGAAAGUUUUAACAGAAAUCUUGAACAGUUAAACUGCGUGGAACGUAUUUCUUGUGACAGCUUAAGGGAAGAAAUGCUAAAGUUAAGUCCACUGGCCAUUUGCACGGCGGCAUUUUUUCCUCCUUAUUGUGCAAAAAAGGCAAUUGUAGACGUAGAACCAUUUUUCCACAAAGGAAACUCAGACGUAUGUUACAAUAUCUACCGAUCAUUUUUCCGCGAGGAAUAUUUUUGGAAUUGUCGACUUCCAAAAUUAUUUCAGCAACUAGAGCUCGCAGGUGUUUUUGAUUACUUGUCAAAGUACAAGAAAUAGCUAGCUAAUAAUACUAGCUAAUAACUACUAGAAACAUAUAUUAAUAUAGAACGUAAUUAUAAUUAUUAAAGUUAAUCAUUUAUAGUGUGUAUAAAUCAAUCUAGAUCUAUGCGUAAAAAAUUCAUUUUAGAAAUUUGUAAACUACAGUAUGAAUGUUUAGUGCCAGGUACGGCAUUUAAAAAUAAUUAGUUACGUGUAAUGUGUAUGCAUCCCAAACAAAAUAUUGUUCACUUAUAAAUAAUUAAAGGUGAAAUACAUAGCUUUGCUACGAUACUGGUAAAAGUUUAUGUACAAGGGAUAAAAUAAACGCAUUAUUGUACUUA